Spirodela intermedia is the source of this 9133-nucleotide messenger RNA. The record is from the annotation of a GenBank genome assembly. Lineage: Eukaryota; Viridiplantae; Streptophyta; Magnoliopsida; Alismatales; Araceae.
AUGUCGGCGGCCGUGAGAUCGAGGUCGAUCAGGCCAGCGGUGGUGGCUGGGUUGGCUUCGGCUGCGGUACAGUCCAUGCACUUCCCGGCCCAGGGGAUGUACGCCGGCAGGAUCUUCGAUCUCCAGCGGAAGUCCUGGAGGAGGUGGGACGACUUAUGGAAACGGAGUAUCUUCCAGUCUAGCUUGUCGAAGGUUGCCUCGUCUCAUACAGAGGUUGUCAAUGGAGGGGACCCUCUUCCAGGUGUUUCUUCGUCGGAGAGCACCGGGAGGACGUCGGGCGAUCCACCUGAGAUCUGGCAGCAGCCUGGUGACUCGGGGAUUUCCGUGCCGUCUGGAAACUUAUCGGGUCGAAUCAACGUAAUCAGAGUGGGUGUUGGAAGAGGUGUUGGGGGCGGCGGAGGGGGAAACUUGGGGUCGACGGGUGGAGAUGGGAGUGGCUCGAAGGAGGAAGGAUGGGGCGGUGCUGGUCUCGGGAACGAAUUCCCAACACCGAAGGAUGUAUCCAAGGAGCUUGAUAAAUUUGUUAUCGGACAGGAGCGUGCGAAGAAGGUAAUAUGAGAAUCCUGGUAUGAAAACCAAAAAAGUAAGAAAAGUGAAGAAGAUACAAAUCACGAUCUCCACGUCCCUGUGAUUUGAUAUUAGCUGUGAUCCUAUUCAUGAAAUAUGCUCUUAUUAGUUAAAUAUUUUGCAUCAAUUAGCAAAUUUCUAAGCUAUCGAAAUAUUGGACAGAGGAGCAAUCUCAGUGUUGCAUUAUUUCCCUUGUGCAUGUUAUACUCUUGAUUUUUAGCACCCUUGUGUAGGCUACACACGUGAUUUUUAGCAAUGGAAUGCUUUUCAUAUCUUCUAUCACGUAUUUUGAUCAUCUAGGUGAACAAGCACCAUUGAGGAAAGUGUAUGCAUGAAUUCUACUGCAUUUUUUAUAAAAUAGUGCAUUGCCAGUGCCAUGUGGAUUCAAUUUCAAGAUAAAAAUGGAAUUUUAAAUAUGUGAAUUAUAGGAUCGAUUAUUUUUAAUCCUCAGCACAACUUUCGUUUUAUCAAUAGGAUUUAUUGUUGCUAUAAGUUAGAUUGAUUUCUUCAUUCUAAGCUGCUAUUCGAGCAUGUGUGGUGGACAAAUAAUUACAGCAAAGUAUCAAAAGGCAGUGAUAGCUUUUCUUGUCAAAUGGUGUGGUCACAUAUUGCUCGUUGUGCAACCUCAGAAACAUCUUGCUUGAGUUUGGCUUCAUCCAAGUUAGAACUUGAUUUUUUUCUCAAAGGGACGGCUCUGGUCUCCAAACAUAGUAUGCAAGCUGCAUUUCUAAUGAAUAAUAUAGUUUUUAAUUUUUUCAAAUAAUAUACAAUGUUCAUCAGGUUUUAAAAAAAUCAUCAUCUUGUAUUUUAACGUACUCCGUUAUGCUUGUGUUGGGGACAAACAAAUUGGUUCAGUUCUUUAUACCGUAGGACGGGGAAUUUGACUAAAUUUUCUUCCUGCAGGUACUCUCCGUAGCUGUGUAUAAUCAUUACAAAAGAAUCUACCAUGAAUCUUUGCCAAAAUGGUCAGACUCAGAUUUUGGUUUAUGAUCCAAUCCGAUUUAAUCUUUUUUUCCUAUUUUUUUUCAUCAGCAUGAUUACCAUGAAGUGCUUCACCACUAAUUGGUAUGAAUUAUGGGUGUCAUUAUUCUUGCUUUUGUUGACUUUUAUGGUUUUUGUCAUGAUGCUUAAUUCUAGGUCCGCAGGAGAUUCAAGUAAUGAUAUCACUACUGGAAAUGACAGUGAUAUGGUGGAGCUGGAGAAAAGUAAUAUUCUUUUAAUGGGUCCAACAGGAUCAGGUAUCUUCAUCUUUGUAUAUUUAUCAAAUUACAUAGUCAACUUUAAAUGUUCCAACGUGAGUUAUGCUGUAUUAUCGUAUUAUUAAACAUGUUUCUCACUCCUUGUAUUCAUUUUUUCUUUUGCUGUGUUUAACCAUUAGACACAUGCGGCACAGUGGUGUGCCUUUAUGUUUAAUGUUUAUUUAUACAUUUGCAAUGUUUCUUAAGGACAGGGAAGACAUUAUUGGCAAAAACCUUGGCAAGGUUCGUGAAUGUGCCAUUUGUUAUUGCUGAUGCAACUACACUAACUCAGGCAAGUUUACAAUCUUUCCAGCUAACAUUUCUCUCGUGUACAAGCUGAUGAAUUUUUUUAAUUUAUAUUUGAUUUAAGUUAAAGGAACUGUUGCUCUGGAUUGACAAGUGUAAACUAAGUUUUCACCAGAUAAUCCAAACACACUAACUUCUCCAUCUCGUUCUAGUUUUGAAGGAUUGAGGCUUAAGAUUGUAGUCAUCUUUGGGACUAUCUUCUUGAAUAUUUAUCGUAUGAACUUCAGGAAAUUGUAUUUAUUCAACAUGAAUUGCUUCUUUUUUGUUGCAUUGUCAGUAGGGCAUAAACUUGCAAGUCAGAAAUAUCAACUUAUCAAUUCAGACUAAUGUUACUAUAUCAUGUAUAUGGAUUUCUUUGUAAGCGGUUAUGGAAGGUGUGCACUGGACAUUAUGGUAUUUGGUUAUAAGUGACGAAACAAGACUGCAUCAGGAGAACAGGAGGUUGCGAUGUCAAAUCAAAUGCUUCUAGCGAUCUCUCUAUUGCAUGUGGGAGACAUUCUUUUGGUGAAUGAUGCGACAAUGGCCAGGUCUAUGUUUCUCCAGGCAGGAGAGAGAAAUAUUUAGGCUUUUGAAAAACUAAUGGUGGAGGCUUUCAUCACUAGAAGAGCGAUUUCCUUCAUGUGAUGUCGUAGCAGAGAACACUCAAACCAUAAUGGCAUCGAUUUUUAACUCUUGAUAUGUGAGAAGAAGCUAGUGUCUGAGAUUGAGAGAUUGACAGAUGUAGAAUUUUCAGCUUGAUCCACUACUUGCCCUUCUUGUCUAAAUAUCAAUUGAUGCGCUAGAGAUGUAUGCAUGGAGAUGGAAAUAAGACAAUAAUGGAGACUUACUAUUUGAUCUUCGUACAAUUUUAUGUGAGACUGUGGAAUGAGACGAUGAAUAACCUCUAAUAUCAGGUGAUUGCCUUCCUCUUUGAAGAUGAAGAUCUUGUUCUGGAGGAUACAACAUGGGAGAGUACCAGCUUUUGAUCUCCUUGCGCCCAUUAUCCAUCAUUUGAGGACUCCCUAGAGCCUGUGGGGAGGAUGAUCCAUUAGAUCACCUAUUUGUUGACUGCUCGUUUUCAUUGGAUAUUCAAUGGCAUAUCUCUGGAAUAGUUGGGGAGCGGUGGAGCAGUACAGCUAACCUCAGCAUUUGAUAGUUGUAAAAGAUUGAAAAAGUAGGUUCCUCGUAAGGAAUGUUACCCUUCUGACAGUUUGGAAUGAGAGGCGCGUUAUUUUUACCACCUAGGCUUUUUUUUAGAGAGGUUUCAUCUCUUUGAACUAACGAGGAUAAUAGGCUCCGUAAUUUUGUGAUGGGGAAAGAAUCAGUCCUCAGUUUUGAGGGGAUCAGCGUUCUAGCUUUUUAUGUACGAAACGUUACCAAACCGGGUGAUAGUUUCAGAAAAGGCUUUAAGUUGUUGAAAUCUCAUCGACCUUGUAUAUUCCUCUCUUUUUUGUAUUCUAUGCAUGUGGUACCAUUCACUUCAAAACAAAAAAUCAUUUAUAGAUUUAUAUAUCUAUCUCUGUCCAAGGAAGAACCACUGUGAAUAACCUAGCACUAACUAAUAACCUAAUUGAUAUCAUUUUUCGAGCUUUCCCAGUCUAACGUUGAAACGUGGCAUAUAAAUUUCAAAUCCUAGGCAUUGGCCUUCUUAGCCUAACACUCGACAUAGGUCUACUAAGAAGUCAUUGUCAAAGAGACAUAGGCCUGCAUCAUUCCCAGCAAAACUCAUCAAAUCUGGCUGUCUUUUCAAGCUGCACAUAUUUCCUUGCCAUGCUUUUUCUUGAAUUUCAUAGAUUCGCGAUGACUUGGAGCAAUCAUGAAGAUAGCCAUUUUUGGUUUGGUGCUUGAAUUUAAUUUCGAUUUGUUGCAUGCAGGCGGGAUAUGUGGGUGAGGACGUGGAAUCUAUAUUAUACAAGCUUUUAACGGUAUUGUUGAGCCUCUCAGUUAAAAGUCAUCAGUUAUUUGUCAGACUUAAAUGAUAAAAAAAUCUUCCUUUCUAUGUAAUUGUUUUCCAAUUGAGAAUUUUGGGCUUCUUUUGGUAGUUUCCAUAUCACUGUUUCUUGUCUGAUGGUGGUGUCAUUUAAUAUGCUGUUGUUUAGUGAGCGGCAUUGAGUGGAAGGAAUCUCAGCUGAAAUAGUUUUGGCUAGGCUAACAUCUUUUCUGUUUUUGAUCCAGGUUCAAAUGGUCAAUGUUUGAAAAAUUGUUAUCAUGCGGGGUAUUUGCCAGAAAAAUACAUCCUUUAAUGUGAAAACUUAUAUUCUUGAUGAAAGGAAUGGAUCUGAAACGACUAAAAUUGGGUUUUUUUUUGCAUCAUUUAUGUCUAAUAUGUCUAAUUUAUGCAGUGCAUUUUCAUCAGAGUCCGACUGGUGCGAAUGGCUAUUUGCUAUUGCAAGAAUUAAUGGAUUCUCAGUUUAAGUACAAGGAGUUUGAUUUUGUGUGAAUUUUCAGAACAGAAUUUCCAUGACUGACUACUCCAGUGGCUGGUUCGGUUCUAAAGAUUUUUGAAGAGGAUUAGGUUUUUCUCUACAAACUUUAGCUAAAAAAAUGUUAGAAACAAAGGAAUGGAAAAGUGUAUACCUAGUAUUUGCUGAUGAGGGGAGUCUACUCUCCGUUGAGUAGUUCUCUAAGGCUCUGAAAUGUGGAUGGUGGUUGCUUGUCUAUCAUGGUUGAAAAGUUGUUUGGUGAAUCUUGGACGUGAAGGUGUAAUAGCUUGGGAGAUUAUGAAACAAUCGAGAUGGCAGCUGUGGAUUCCUUGGAGAGAAGAUGUGACAAAACAGGGGGCGCAUGUCUGAAGUAGACUGGUGGGCAUUCAGUUCCACUUGUGCUCGCGGUCCUCUGUACCCUGAUCAAUAGAUUGGGUUUUCUCAUCUUACCCAGUUGUCAUAUUAGAAUCCAUUUAUCAAUAGAAAUUAACCUAUUCUUAAUUACUUUCAAACUCUGUUAUUCUGUUUUUUAAGAACGGUUCGGAUUUACAGAUCUUAGUCACUUUCUUUUUGUUUGCUAAUUUAGAAUCAGUUAUCUGGAGUUUAUUUCUUUAAAUGUUGCCCUCCAGUACCGUAUGUUCAGUUUUUCUUUCUUUUGUUUUUACAUUUCAGUAAUAAUAUGUUUCUAACCAUUGUUGUUCUUAGGUUGCUGACUUCAAUGUGGCUGCAGCCCAACAGGGCAUUGUAUACAUAGACGAAGUUGAUAAAAUUACAAAAAAGGUUACCAUGUGAAAAUUUUAAGGUGCACUUAUGUGGCAUGUCAAUAAUAUGUUUUUCUUCCUAAUAGAUUAUGUUUUUUUUAAUAGGCAGAGAGCCUUAACAUCAGUAGGGAUGUCUCUGGUGAGGGUGUUCAGCAGGCCUUGCUGAAGAUGCUAGAAGGAACUGUGAGUUUGAAAUUUUGGCAUGCUCACCAUCAGACCCCGUCUAUAUUACCUCAUAUGCUUUUUCUUUUUCCAAUUUGAAUUAAUGUAUUUAAAUAAAAAAAUCAGCAUUCAUGAAAAACGUGUGCUAUCUCUCUUUUUUUUUUUUCUUGCUCUAGGUUGUUAAUGUUCCAGAAAAAGGAGCCAGAAAGCACCCAAGAGGGGACAAUAUUCAGGUACAUCGUUGUAAUGUAUUAUACGCUUGAAAGAGUAAGCUACAAGUCCUUCUCUCUGAGAGAACCCCCAGGGGGGUGGUGUGUUGGAAGGGGGGGGCGGCUGGACUGUGAUAUGGGAUAGUUUUCUAUAAGGUAUGGGUAAUCUAAUCUACAGAAUAGAGUAGUGUGAGCCUGCUCGUACAUUUGAACUUUCCUUGCGCAAUAGCCACUACUGAUCUUCAGCUCUUCAUCCAGUCCUUUUUACUUUCAUCCACCGGUCUUGGGAGGUUCUUUAGUUCUUUACUUUAUGAAGUUUUAGAAUAGUACUGUUUGGAAAGCGGGUUCCAAAGGCCGACUGCACACUAUUUCACACUGUGGACUCCUUCGCAGAUUAUUAUAUAUGCCUGGGUAGAGAAUGUUUUUAAGAGGAGAAAGUAUGUGCCCUUCUAUAUCUAUUUCCAAGUUUUCUUCAUAACAGCAGUAUCGAUUUCUAGUUUAUUGCUUUGACAAUUCUUGAUAUGCUACUUUGCAGGUAGAUACAAAGGAUAUUUUAUUCAUUUGUGGCGGUGCAUUUGUUGAUCUAGAAAAGACAAUCUCGGAAAGGUCUUAGUUAUCUGAAAUGGUGAUAUAGACAUCUUAUUUUUUCCCUUCAAUCUCGUAACGGAGAGUUGCUUAUUUCCAGACGCCAUGACUCAUCUAUUGGUUUUGGGGCUCCAGUGCGUGCAAACAUGAGAACUGGUAACCUGACAAAUGCGGUUGUGACAUCAUCUUUGCUAGAAUCAGUAAGUAGCGGCAAUAGUUUUCUGACGCCAAACUUUAACGUCUUUCUGACUAUUGAAAAGUAAUAGUACUUGCUAUGUCACAACUUUAUAGGUUGAAAGCAGUGAUCUUGUUGCAUAUGGUCUAAUUCCAGAAUUUGUUGGAAGGUUUCCUAUAUUUGUCAGUUUGUCUGCCCUUAAUGAGGAUCAACUUGUUCAGGUAGCUUCCUUUCUCCACCGUAAUGCUCUAUCUUCGAUGGUUUAGUCUGUUGUUCUAGUUUUUAAUUCAUAGCCUUGUGUUCAGGUGUACUGAUGCUAAAAUUUGUGUCAAAUGUAUGCUGUUCCGAGCAAGGAUGUUGUCAUUUUGAAAAUUAUAUGACUUUGCUGAUGACUACUUCUUACCUUUAGUGAUAAAAGGGUUUAGAUAAAAUAGCGAAGACGUUUCUUGUGGCCAUUCUGUGAUUAAAUAAUCAAUGCUAGAGUGAUCUAGCAGCUGUCUAAUUUUCUCUAAUCUUUUCUGUCUCAGGUCCUAACAGAGCCCAGAAACGCAUUAGUCAAGCAAUAUAAAAAAUUGUUUCAGAUGAAUGAUGUAAGUUUUUUAGCUGAGAGAAUGAUAGUCAAUUGUAUGUUUUAACUUUUAGGGUACCUGCUUUCCACUUGUGAGUUAAUAGGAACCAACUUUUGGCAAUAUCUUGGAAGAACAACUCAGUCAUAGUUGUCAGUGUACCCUUUGUUUCAGGUCAAACUACAUUUUACUGAAAACGCUUUGAGGCUAAUAGCGAGGAAAGCUCUGGCAAAGAAUACUGGUGCACGUGGAUUGCGAUCAAUAUUGGAGAAUAUCUUGACAGAAGCCAUGUAUGAGGUGUGCUAAUUUUCAUUUGUUUGCUAAAGACGGAUAUCCACAACCAUAUCAUUUAUGCAUAACUAAAAGACGAGUCCAAUUUCAUCAUAUUUUUUGACAAGACCAAAAAACUUCUUAUGCAGCAUUGCCUUAGAUUCUCAGCCUCGAAUGUUCACAAUCGGAAUGUCUUGUUGAUCUGAUUAUGUGCUUUUUAUAUGAUCAGUUAAAUGUCUCGCUUAUCUCUUUGAUGCCCGACGUAGCCUUUCAUACUCCAUGGAAUGUUCUAGCUAGUUUUCUCGUCUAGUUUUUUUUUGGUGACGUCUUAUCAUCUUCUAUUAUCUAUUUUUCUUGUAAUACUCUUCGCUUUCUGGUAUCAAGAUCUUCUAUUCCCCCACCAGCAGCAUAACUUAGUUCCAAUAUCAUAAUCCUAGUCUAGGAACUUCUUAAUGCUUUGUUAUUCCAAUUUUCUGAAUCCGGAUUUAUUACGACUUGCUAUGCAUUCCUUUAAAACUAGUUAAAUAUUUCAAAUGGUGUUAAUAUAAAUUAGGGCACUAGGGGCUUGUUUUGUUUCCCUCAUUUGACAUGAUAGCAUUUUUCCUUAGGUUUCUUUUGCCGGAAAUACUAGAAAAAUAGAGGAUAAGUUGAAAUCUGUCGCAUAAUGGGUGCCUCGAUUUAAUAUUUUAACCUCAUAAAAAUUUAUGUUAUGAUAAAUAUAUAUCUAUUAUAAGAAUGUUAAGUAGUUAAUAAAUGUAAGGUAAUAUUGAAAAAGUAAUAUAAAGUAGUUAAUAAGUGCAAGAAAUGUAAAACUACAUUAAGUAUAACUAUUUAUUUUUCUACACUAAUAUGUAUGAUAAUUCCAUUUAAGAAACUUUUUCUUAUCCUGUUUUCAUUCUUAUCUUCUUUCUAAUUUCUAAAACUAAAAUAAAAUAAUAAGAAGUUUUUAUGAGUUUGCGACUCUAACUGAUUUCAUGAUAAAGUCUAUUCUUAAACCCUGGAGUCUGGAUCUUUUUCUUCGCCUUCUGUUAUGAUGUAGCCUUAGCCACGAACUGUUGUUGUCCAGUCUGAUCCUAAUUCUUGAUCUUUCAUAGAUUCCCGACACCAGCACAGGGAAAGACAGAAUAGAUGCCGUUGUGGUUGAAGAGGAGUCCGUCAGAUCCUGGGGAUCAGGGGGGCGUGGAGCUAAAAUCCUUUAUGGAGAAGGUGCACUGGAACGGUAUCUUUCUCAGCAGAAUGAGGGUGAACCAGUGGUAUGUGCUAGUGACUCCCACAAUACAAGCUUGGCAAGCUUCUUCUUCGUUCUUCUGCUGACUUUUGUUAAGAUUUGUAUCUAUCAUACAUAUAACUAUAUAUUAUCGCAUUUAUGGAUCAUUCAAUGGGCAUGUAAUUGGAGUUCAUGCCCAGAGUAGCAUACCCCUUUUUAUUUCUUCAUGAAAUUAUUGCCUCUUGCUCUUCUCUCGUCCUUUAAAUUUAAAGUAAAGCUUCCCCAUAUGGUACACCUUCCCUCUCUCUCCCUCCCAAACCUGAACAGUUGAACCGUUGACUUUUGAGGUGGGAUCUAACUUCCUCCUGCUGUCCCCUCUAAAUUUGGUUGAAAAAUUCAUUAGUCAAUCAGAAUGGGGGUCUGAUGCAUUCAAUCUUGAAGCAUCAUUCGACCAUCUUUCAUUUAUGUUUCCCAAGGUUACGAUGAUUCAGGUCUUAUCAAGCUUCAAAAUGGUUCUGUUGGAAAUCUGUAGGUUGCAUAUUCUUGCUUAGUACUUGUCUAAUUUACAUCUGAUUCGAUUUCUUAGUACUCUUCGACCUUAUACAAGUUAGAAAUGCAUGUUAUUGUGUUACAGAGAGAACCUGAGCUGGAAUCGGAGCCUGUUUCCAGAGUUGCUAGCAUGUAA